Molecule: messenger RNA, 3219 nt
Organism: Auxenochlorella protothecoides
Lineage: Eukaryota; Viridiplantae; Chlorophyta; Trebouxiophyceae; Chlorellales; Chlorellaceae
Product: Isoleucine-tRNA ligase, cytoplasmic
Exons: 8
Coding region: 1-3219 (1072 amino acids)
Biological process (GO): isoleucyl-tRNA aminoacylation
Molecular function (GO): aminoacyl-tRNA deacylase activity; isoleucine-tRNA ligase activity; tRNA binding
Source: RefSeq, a predicted model, not a curated record
AUGGCCGGAGCCCCGACCUGCGGGCUGCAGGAUGUGAAGGAGGGCAAGGACUACCAUUUCCCCACGGAGGAGGAGGCUGUGCUGGCCUUCUGGACCGAGAUCGACGCCUUCAGGGCCCAGCUGGAGCGCACCAAGGGCUCCCCCGAGUACUCCUUCUACGACGGCCCCCCCUUCGCCACGGGCCUGCCCCACUACGGCCACCUCCUGGCAGGCACCCUGAAGGACAUUGUCACCCGGUACGCCGCCUGCACGGGGCACCACGUGGAGCGCCGCUUCGGCUGGGACUGCCACGGGCUGCCCGUGGAGCAUGAGAUUGACAAGCAGCUGAACAUCACCACCCGCGACGACGUGCUGGCUAUCGGCAUCGACACCUACAACGAGGCGUGCCGGGCCAUCGUCAUGCGCUACUCUGGCGAGUGGGAGAAGGUGGUCACGCGCAUGGGGCGCUGGAUCGACUUCCGGAACGACUACAAGACCAUGGACCCCUCCUUCAUGGAAAGCGUCUGGUACGCCUUCAAGCAGCUCUUUGACAAGGGCCUGGUCUACCGCGGCUUCAAGGUCAUGCCCUACUCCACCGGCCUGUCCACCCCAUUGUCCAACUUCGAGGCGGGGCAGAACUACAAGGACGUCAGCGACCCCUGCGUCUCCGUGGCCUUCCCCCUGGAUGGCGACGAGGAAGGCGCGGCGCUGGUGGCCUGGACCACCACACCCUGGACUUUGCCCUCCAACCUCGCGCUCUGCGUGCACCCCACGCUGGAGUACGUGCGGGUGAGGGACCCCGCCAGCGGCCAGGUCUACAUUGUGCUGGAGAGCCGGCUGUCGGAGAUCCCCGGCGCCCUGCCCCCCAAGGCCGGGGCCAAGAAGAAGAAGGACGCAGGGGAGGGCGCGGCGGCGCCCGCCGGCUUCCAGGUGCUGGCCCGCUUCCCCGGCGCGGAGUUGGCGGGGCGGACCUACGCCCCCGCCUUCCCCUACUUUGCGCACCUGAAGCAGCACGGCGCGUUCAAAGUCAACGUGGACACCUACGUCACCGCCGACUCCGGCACAGGGGUGGUUCACCAGGCCCCGGCUUUCGGGGAGGAGGACUAUCGCGUGUGCCUGGCCUCGGGUGUCAUCUCCAAGGGAGAGGACCUGCCCUGCCCAGUGGAUGCCGCUGGACGCUUCACCGCGGAGGUGACCGACUUUGCGGGCCAGUAUGUCAAGGAUGCGGACCGUGGCAUCAUCAAGUGGCUCAAGGAGGCUGGCCGCCUGGUGGAUCAGGGCCAGCUGGUGCAUUCCUACCCCUUCUGCUGGCGCUCCGACACGCCGCUCCUGUACAAGGCGGUGCCCUCCUGGUUUGUGCGCGUGGAGGAGAUCAAGGACCGCCUGCUGGCCAACAACCGGCAGACGUCCUGGGUGCCGGCCUUCGUGCAGGAGAAGCGCUUCCACAACUGGCUGGAGAACGCGCGGGACUGGGCCAUCUCGCGCUCCCGCUUCUGGGGCACCCCCCUGCCCAUCUGGGUGUCAGAGGACUUCUCCGAGGUCGUGGUCAUAGGCUCCAUCGCCGAGCUGGAGGCGCGCACUGGCGAGAAGGUGACGGACCUGCACCGCCACUUCAUCGACCAGCUGACCAUCCCCGCUGCCGACGGCCGGGGCGUGCUGCGGCGCGUGGACGAAGUCUUUGACUGCUGGUUCGAGUCCGGCAGCAUGCCCUACGCCCAGAAGCACUACCCCUUUGAGAACCGGGACACCUUUGCCGCCACCUUCCCCGCGGACUUUGUGUCCGAGGGGCUCGACCAGACCCGGGGCUGGUUCUACACCCUCAUGGUCCUCUCCACCGCCCUCUUCGACAAGCCCGCGUUCAAGAACCUGAUCUGCAGCGGCCUGGUGUUGGCCGCCGAUGGGAAGAAGAUGAGCAAGCGCCUGAAGAACUAUCCGGACCCGAUGGAGGUGGUGCACAAGUACGGCGCAGACGCGCUGCGCCUCUACCUGAUCAACUCCCCCGUGGUGCGCGCGGAGACGCUCAAGUUCCGCGAGGACGGCGUGUUUGGCGUGGUCAAGGACGUGUUCCUGCCCUGGUACAACGCGUACCGCUUCCUGGUCCAGAACGUGCGGCGGUGGGAGGGCGAGACAGGCGAGGCCUUUAACCCUGCCUCGCCCGACUACGGCGCCGCCUCGGGGUCCACCAAUGUGCUGGACCGCUGGAUCCGGGCCGCCACGCGCUCGCUGGCAGCCUACGUGCACGCUGAGAUGGGCGCCUACCGGCUCUACACCGUGGUCCCGUACCUUGUCCGCUUCAUCGAUGACCUGACCAACGUGUAUGUGCGGCUCAACCGCCGGCGGCUGAAGGGACGCGGCGGCACGCGCGACGCCGGGCAGGCCCUGGCCGUGCUCUUCGAUGUCCUGCUGGACGUCUGCUCGAUCAUGUCCCCCUUCACUCCCUUCUUCACCGAGGCCAUGUACGGCAACCUGCGCCGCGCGCUGGGGCCGGACGCGCCCGUCUCCAUCCACCUCCGCGACCUGCCCAAGGCCCAGGACGCGCAGGAGGGCGACGCCCAGAUUCAGGACAGCGUGCGCCGCAUGACGACGGUGGUGGAGCUGGCGCGCACCAUCCGCGACCGCCACGCGCGCGGCGUCAAGGUCCCCGUCGCGCGGCUGACGGUGGUGCACCCCGACGCCGACUUCCUGGCCGACAUCUCCGGCCCGCUGUCCGCCUACGUGGCGGAGGAGUGCAACGCACGCGCCCUGAAGGUCUGCGCCGACCCGCUGCGCUUCUGCUCGCUGUCCGCCGCGCCGGAGUGGGGCGUGCUGGGCCGGCGCCUGGGCAAGCGCAUGGGCGCCGUGGCCGCGGGCGUGGCCGCGCUGACCCAGGACCAGAUCCUGGCCUUCGAGCUCGAAGGGGAGGUCGUCGUGGCCGGCGAGCGCCUGGGCCCCGGCGACGUCAAAAUCGGCGCGGGCCUGGCGCGCGAGGCGGUCAACCGCGUGCAGCGCCUGCGCAAGAAGGCGGGCCUGCAGGCCGGCGACCCCGUGCAGGUGGUGCUGUGCCUGCGCGGCGCCGGCGAGGCCGAGGAGCGCCUGCGCGCCGCGCUGCGCGCCGAGGCCGACGCCGUGGCCGACGCACUGGGCCGCGCGCUGCGCCUGGAGCAGGUGCCCGCAACCGGCGUGCUGGCGCGGGAGGAGCAGAGCCUACGCGUCGGCGACGCCGAUGUCGCCUUCGAGCUCGCGCUCCUGCCCGACCCCUGA